Symbiodinium sp. CCMP2592 is the source of this 492-nucleotide messenger RNA. The record is from the annotation of a GenBank genome assembly. Lineage: Eukaryota; Dinophyceae; Suessiales; Symbiodiniaceae.
AUGGCUCUGCGCCGAUUCAACGCGGGUGGCAAGAAGCAGAAGGAGCUCACUGAGGAGCAGAAGCAGGAGAUCAAGGAGGCUUUCGACCUCUUCGACACCGACGGCUCCGGAGAAAUCGACUCCAAGGAGCUCAAGGUGGCCAUGCGUGCCCUGGGGUUCGAACCGAAGAAAGAGGAAAUCCAGAAGAUGAUCUCCGACGUGGAUGAUGACGGCUCAGGAACCAUCGGCUAUGAGGAGUUCCUGAAGAUGAUGACCCACAAGAUCUUGAAUCGCGACCCGAAGGACGAGAUUCUCAAGGCAUUCCGCCUCUUCGACGAUGACGAGACGGGCAAGAUCUCUUUCAAGAAUCUCAAGCGCGUGGCCAAGGAGCUGGGGGAGCGGAUGACCGACGAGGAGCUGCAGGAGAUGAUCGACGAGGCCGAUCGCGACGGCGACGGCGAAGUCAACGAGGAGGAGUUCCUGCGCAUUAUGAAGAAGACGAACCUCUUCUGA